AUGAGCGAUCAAGACUUGAGUGUGGGAGUGAGGAUGUUGGCGUCAGGGACAGGCGGAACGGUGUCCGUGAUGCUCAUGACACCGCUCGAAGUGAUAAAAACCCGACUGCAAGCUCAGCAGAAAGACACCCUCAUUCAGGAGCGCUUCAAAGGUGCGGUUCUCCGGCGAGCCUGUGAUGGUUGCGAUUGUGGAUGAUCUCUUCGAAUGACGUUUGGAUUCUCUCUAGGAACAUUCGACGCUUUGACCAAAAUCCCCAGACGAGAAGGUCUCACCUCUCUCUGGUCCGGUCUCAAGCCCACGUUGGCUAUGGUGAUCCCAUCCACAGUGAUCUAUUUCAGCACCUACGAUGUCAUCAAAUUCGAUCUUCAGACGCAGCGGCUCAGGAUGGAAUUUUCUCUGUCCGGAAUUCAGAAUUUCUCCCCGAGCGUCGCUGUCUUGGCGUCUGGUGCCAUAGCGCGCACGGUCACAGUAUUUGCGAUAUCUCCUCUCGAAUUGAUCCGGACAAAAAUGCAGUCCGAGGCGAUUUCAUCUGCAGACCUCACAAAACAGCUAAAAACGAUCAUCAAGACUCGAGGACUCAGCUCGCUGUACAUGGGUCUCGCCUCGACGCUCUAUCGGGACGUUUUCUUCAGUUGCAUCUAUUGGUCAUCGUACGAACUCUUGAAAAGGACGUUUUACGAGGAUAAACGGCCAACCUUAGGCUUCACCAUCGCUGCCGGUGCGACUGCAGGCUCCACCGCAGCUGUACUUACGCUGCCGUUCGACGUCAUCAAGACGCACAGACAAACGGAUCUCGGGACCAUCAGCGGUCGUGAACCGGAAUCCACAUUGAAAAUGCUUAGACGCCUUCAUCGGGUGUCAGGUACGAGAGCCCUCUUCGCGGGACUAACGCCGCGGCUUGCUAGAGUCGCUCCAUCUUGUGCGAUCGUGCUCUCGACGUAUGAAGGAUUCAAAACCUAUUUUCUGAGAAGGAAUACAUCACGAACUGAAGAGGGAGGAGUUCUGUCUGUGAAACCUCUAGAUCCCGCGUAGGAACUCGAUACGUUAUUCAAUCCCUCGCGGGCGAUCACAUCAGGACCAGACGAAGCAGCCCCGAUUUCCAAUCCAUCAUCGGAUCAAGUUAUUCAAGACAGACUCGAGUUCGACUCUGAGCGCGGCUGAGAAUUUUCCGAGCAGUAGAUCAUUCUUAUCUUAUGAGGUGUUUCGAGAGUCGAGAGCCUAUCCCUAAAUCGAAAGCAUGGGGAGGGAUUGAUUCCUGCCCGGUCGGUGAGAAGGGCGAAGAGUGAGACAAUCCGUGCUUCAAACCGAAGCCGACUAGAUGAGAAGAGGGACAUCUCCAAGCCGGAUAGGCACCGUCUCCAUGCAAUAUUUUCCAACACAAUGAUCUUCCGAGGAUUGUCAAUUGCGCAGACGCGGACGAAGUUAUUCCUUCUUCGAACUUAUACCGAGCAUAUGUAUGCCCGGUGUACGGGGAGCGAUGUCGGAAUCGAAUACCGAUCGGAGUAUGUUCUCGGUGGAAAACGGCGAGAUGAAAUCCACCUCCGACGACGACGUGCCCUGUG
Molecule: messenger RNA, 1562 nt
Organism: Galendromus occidentalis (western predatory mite)
Lineage: Eukaryota; Metazoa; Arthropoda; Arachnida; Mesostigmata; Phytoseiidae
Product: solute carrier family 25 member 40
Exons: 5
Biological process (GO): mitochondrial transmembrane transport
Cellular component (GO): mitochondrion
Source: RefSeq, a predicted model, not a curated record